Molecule: messenger RNA, 366 nt
Organism: Macrosiphum euphorbiae (potato aphid)
Lineage: Eukaryota; Metazoa; Arthropoda; Insecta; Hemiptera; Aphididae
Source: the annotation of a GenBank genome assembly
AUGGUGAUAAACGUUUCCGUUACUAAUCUCACAAACGAUGCAGCUUCCACUGCACCAGCGCCAGUCAAGUCUGUGGCAGUUCCACAUCCGCCUAUCCAGUUCAGUCCACUCACUGUUGUGAUCAUCGUUAUUGUUGCUUGUUUGAUGCUCGUUGGUGUAAUAAUUGUAAUUAGAAGAAAGAGAAGACUAGACAGGCUGCGGCAUUCAUUGAUACCUUUCUAUUCGUUUGAUGCUAACGAAGAGGAAGACUGGGAUUCAGAUCUGUUACAACACGAAGGUGGAACUCAGACCAUUCGUAGCUAUGGAUCGGUCGAACUGAACAUCAUGGCUACAGAGACAAGAAGCAAAAAGGGUUCCUUCUUGUGA